Molecule: messenger RNA, 32313 nt
Organism: Coregonus sp. 'balchen'
Lineage: Eukaryota; Metazoa; Chordata; Actinopteri; Salmoniformes; Salmonidae
Source: the annotation of a GenBank genome assembly
AUGGACGGGACAGAGAGGAGUCGGAAGAGCUGCGCUGCUUCGCAGGCUGAGCCGGAUGAGGCGCAACAGCCCAUGAUGGAACUCAAUGGAAAGGAGAAGACUGACUCGCCGUCAGAUAGAGUCACGCUUAAAAAAGAAAUCGGACUCCUCAGCGCAUGUGCCAUUAUUAUUGGUGAGGAAAAUAAAACAGCUUUAUCAUAGCCUACUUCUUAUGAUAAAUGUGUACACAGUGCGGUUGAAAGAGUAGCAAGGCUGUGGAAAUGUGGUUGACUGGGCUGACGGUCUAUUGAGGAUUAAAGGAGAGUAGGAUGGACUCUUAUCUGGUUUCUGUUCCUUCCGCUUCAUUUCAGACAGAGUUGGGUCUAGGUAUGGCGUUGAUAUCCCGUUAUUUAGCCUACUAUAUUACUGAUAGAUAAUUGUCUACGGAGAAAACUAGCUCUAUGGCGCAACAUUACGCACGGACACAUUUAGUGGUUCAUGAAGUCUAAUCGUUACCAUUGAGGCUAUAGCUUUAAUGGUAAUGUACCUGCUUCUGAAUAUCGGAGUAUCUCUGAAUAGGCUACAGGUUCUGGUCGACGUAAGGAAACUCUCGGCGAUGUUGCAUCAUCUGAUAAUGGUAGUACGGGACUUCAGGGCUGCUGUAUUGUACUGACAAUGCUUACGUGGCUGGAUAUCUCUCCUCUGAUCUCAGUGUGAUGAAGUAUGGCCAACUCGACCCUGGCAGCGUACAAUACAACACGCUGGUGGACUUUAUGAAUGGUCACCUGAUCUGGAGGGCGAUCUAGGUAGUGAACUGACAGUGUUCAAUUUAGCUGUUGCGGAAAAAACCUAUAUGGUCUCUGAUGAUGACGUUAAAGAUAAGGUCAUUAUUGAUCAAAUAUCACAUUUAGGGUAUUAUUUAAAAAGUAUCCUAAUGUUAUUGAACACCUAUUAAUCAACUCUUUAGACACUGUAUUUAUAAUUGAACUCGUAUUAUUCCACUUUAGACACACCAUGUAUUUAUUGGUGUUCUUUGUACAUUAAUUGUAGGCUAAUUGAAGAUAGCUGUGUUAUUACCACGCUGUAAUAGCAGCUCAUUAGUCUGAAAUGUAUUUGUAGGAAAUCGUGGUCCUCUGUAGCUCAGCUGGUAGAGCACGGCGCUUGUAACGCCAAGGUAGUGGGUUCGAUCCCCGGGACCACCCAUACACAAAAAUGUAUGCACGCAUGACUGUAAGUCGCUUUGAAUAAAAGCGUCUGCUAAAUGGCAUGUUAUUAUUAUUAUUAUUAUUAAAUCAGCCCACUCUCAAGUCUAUUUCUUAUCUACAUGUUGUUGUUACAGCCUGAAUUUAAAACUAAUUAAAUAAAUAAAACAUUCUCACCCAUCUGCACAUGAUACCCCAUAAUGACAAAGAGAAAACAUGUUUUUAGAUUUUUUUUUCUCCAAAUGUAUUGAUAAAGAAAUACUGAAAUAUCUAAUUUACAUAAGUAUUCACACCCCUGAGUCAAUACUUUGUAGAAGCACCUUUGGUGGCAAUUACAGCUUUGAGUCUUCUUGGGUAUGUCUGCACCAGCUUAGCGUCUAGAUUUGGGGAUUUUCUCCCAUUCAUCUUUGCAGAUUUUCUCAAGCUCUGUUAAGUUAGAUGGGGAGUGGGCGGUGAACAGCAAUCUUCAAGUCUUUCCACAGAUUUUCAAUGGGAUUCAAGUCUGGGCUUUGGCCACUCAAGGACUUUCACAUUCUUGUUCUGAAGCCAUUCCAGCGUUGCUUUGGCUGUAUUGCUUGGGGUCAUUGUCUUGUUGGAAUGUAAAUCUUCACCCCCCAGUCUAAGGUCGUUUGCACUCUGAAGCAGGUUCUCAUCAAGGAUUUGUCUGUUUUUGGCUCCAUUCAUUGUUCCCUCUAUCCUUACCAGUCUCCCAGUCCCUGCCGCUGAAAAGCAUCCCCAAUAGCAUGAUGCUGCCACCACCAUGCUUCACGGUAGGGAUGGUGUUAGAUAGGGUGAUGAGCUGUGCCAGGUUUUUUCCAGACACAGCGGUUUGCAUUCAGGCCAAAGAGAUAAUUUCUGUCUCACCAGACCACAGGAUCUUUUGCCUUAUGAUCUCAGACUCUUUCAUGUGUCUUUUUGCAAACUCCAAGCGUGCUGUCAUGUGCCUUUUUUCUCAGGAGUGGCUUCCGUCUGGCCACUCUCCCAUAAAGCCCAGAUUGGUGAAGUGCUGUAGAGACUGUUGUCCUUCUGGCAGGUUCUCCCAUCUCAGCCAAAGAACUCUGUAGUUCUGUCAGAGUGGCCUUUGGGUUCUUGGUCACCUCCCUGACCAAGGUCCUUCUAGCCCAGUUGCUCAGUUUGGUCGGAGAGCCAGCCUCUAGGCAGACUCGGGGUAGUUCCAUAUUGUUUCCAUUUCCCAAUGAUGGAGGCCACUGUGCUCUUGGACAUUUUCAACACUCUAGAAAUGGUUUUAUACCCUUCCCCAGAUAUAUGCCUCAUCAGGCAGAUGGUUUUCUACCCUUCCCCAGAUAUAUGCCUCAUCAGGCAGAUGGUUUUUCUACCCUUCCCCAGAUAUAUGCCUCAUCAGGCAGAUGGUUUUCUACCCUUCCCAGAUAUAUGCCUCAUCAGGCAGAUGGUUUCAUACCCUUCCCCAGAUAUAUGCCUCAUCAGGCAGAUGGUUUUCUACCCUUCCCCAGAUAUAUGCCUCAUCAGGCAGAUGGUUUCAUACCCUUCCCCAGAUAUAUGCCUCAUCAGGCAGAUGGUUUUCUAUCCUUCCCCAGAUAUAUGCCUCAUCAGGCAGAUGGUUUUCUACCCUUCCCCAGAUAUAUGCCUCAUCAGGCAGAUGGUUUUCUACCCUUCCCCAGAUAUAUGCCUCAUCAGGCAGAUGGUUUUCUACCCUUCCCCAGAUAUAUGCCUCAUCAGGCAGAUGGUUUUCUACCCUUCCCCAGAUAUAUGCCUCAUCAGGCAGAUGGUUUUCUACCCUUCCCCAGAUAUAUGCCUCAUCAGGCAGAUGGUUUUCAUACCCUUCCCCAGAUAUAUGCCUCAUCAGGCAGAUGGUUUCAUACCCUUCCCCAGAUAUAUGCCUCAUCAGGCAGAUGGUUUCAUACCCUUCCCCAGAUAUAUGCCUCAUCAGGCAGAUGGUUUUCUACCCUUCCCCAGAUAUAUGCCUCAUCAGGCAGAUGGUUUUCUACCCUUCCCCAGAUAUAUGCCUCAUCAGGCAGAUGGUUUUCUACCCUUCCCCAGAUAUAUGCCUCAUCACGGAGAUCUACGGACAGUUCCUUGGACUUCAUGGUAUAGUUUCUGCUCUGACAUGCAACUGUCAACUGUGGGAUUAUUCUAUUAUACUGUAAAUGUUUUAUCCAUUAUUCAUUAUUUAUGCCUUAGACUACACUAACAAUGAUCUGUCCCGUUUCAUUAUUUAUGCCUUAGACUACACUAACAAUGAUCUGUCCUGUUUCAUUAUCUAUGCCUUAGACUACACUAACAAUGAUCCGUCCCAUUUCAUUAUCUAUGCCUUAGACUACACUAACAAUGAUCCGUCCCAUUUCAUUAUUCAUGCCUUAGACUACACUAACAAUGAUCUGUCCCGUUUCAUUAUUCAUGCCUUAGACUACACUAACAAUGAUCUGUUCCCCGUUUCAUUAUUCAUGCCUUAGACUGCACUAACAAUGAUCUGUCCCGUUUCAUUAUCUAUGCCUUAGACUACACUAACAAUGAUCUGUCCCCGUUUCAUUAUUUAUGCCUUAGACUACACUAACAAUGAUCUGUCCCGUUUCAUUAUUUAUGCCUUAGACUACACUAACAAUGAUCUGUCCCCCGUUUCAUUAUUUAUGCCUUAGACUACACUAACAAUGAUCUGUCCCCCGUUUCAUUAUUUAUGCCUUAGACUACACUAACAAUGAUCUGUCCCGUUUCAUUAUUUAUGCCUUAGACUACACUAACAAUGAUCUGUUCCCCGUUUCAUUAUUCAUGCCUUAGACUACAUUAACAAUGAUCCGUCCCAUUUCAUUAUUUAUGCCUUAGACUACAUUAACAAUGAUCUGUCCCAUUUCAUUAUUUAUGCCUUAGACUACACUAACAAUGAUCUGUCCCCGUUUCAUUACUUAUGCCUUAGACUACACUAACAAUUAUCUGUCCCGUUUCAUUAUUUAUGCCUUAGACUACACUAACAAUGAUCUGUCCCGUUUCAUUAUUUAUGCCUUAGACUACACUAACAAUGAUCUGUCCCGUUUCAUUAUUUAUGCCUUAGACUACACUAACAAUGAUCUGUUCCCCGUUUCAUUAUUCAUGCCUUAGACUACAUUAACAAUGAUCCGUCCCAUUUCAUUAUUUAUGCCUUAGACUACAUUAACAAUGAUCUGUCCCAUUUCAUUAUUUAUGCCUUAGACUACACUAACAAUGAUCUGUCACCGUUUCAUUACUUAUGCCUUAGACUACACUAACAAUUAUCUGUCCCGUUUCAUUAUUUAUGCCUUAGACUACACUAACAAUGAUCUGUCCCGUUUCAUUAUUUAUGCCUUAGACUACACUAACAAUGAUCUGUCCCGUUUCAUUAUUCAUGCCUUAGACUACACUAACAAUGAUCUGUCCCGUUUCAUUAUUCAUGCCUUAGACUACACUAACAAUGAUCUGUCCCGUUUCAUUAUUUAUGCCUUAGACUACACUAACAAUGAUCUGUCCCCCGUUUCAUUAUUUAUGCCUUAGACUACACUAACAAUGAUCUGUCCCGUUUCAUUAUUUAUGCCUUAGACUACACUAACAAUGAUCUGUCCCGUUUCAUUAUUUAUGCCUUAGACUACAUUAACAAUGAUCUGUCCCGUUUCAUUAUUUAUGCCUUAGACUACACUAACAAUGAUCUGUCCCCUGUUUCAUGAUCUAUGCCUUAGACUACACUAACAAUGAUCUGUUCCGUUUCAUUAUUUAUGCCUUAGACUACACUAACAAUGAUCCGUCCCGUUUCAUUAUUUAUGCAUUAGACUACACUAACAAUGAUCUGUCCCGUUUCAUUAUUUAUGUAUUAGACUACACUGACAAUGAUCUGUCUCCUGUUUUAUUAUUUAUGCAUUAGACUACAUUAACAAGGAUCCGUCCCGUUUCAUUAUAAAAUCUCAAUAGUCAUUCAUGCUGUACAAGGUCCACAUUCUAAAUAAGGAUCCUAUCUUGUGAUAUCCUUCUGAUCUCAUGAUGUCUUGAGAUGAUUUCAACAACCUCUUGACUUAGAACGUAUGGAUGUGCUUGCUAUAGAACACCUUGUUUUGAUCAAGCUAAAGACAAACUGAGCCAGUAUUACUUAAAGGCCUUGUUGCAAACAGAAUAGAUGAUUUAGAGAGAAUGGUUUAACAUAGGCUUCUUUCUUUUCACUUUUUCAUACAAGCCCAGUAAUGCAACGCUAACCCUGGGACAGAGUUUUAAUUUUCAGCGGGUUAAUUAAACACAUUUUAAAUGCCAAAGACUACAGAAUGGCUUUCCAAGAGGUGCUGAGUGUUUCCUGAAUGGUCCAGCCAGUCUCAGUCCAGACUUAAAUCUACCUGAAAAUCCGAGACAAGGUUUGAAUUUUGCUGUUCGUCAAUGAUUCUCAACCAUAUGUACUGAGCUUGAUCAAUUGUGACAAAAAACAAUGAAUAUAUGUUGCCCCCCGAGGGUUGGUAGAAUCGUAAUGAAAAUGACUCACAGCUGUAAUGGGCCAAAUGGGCUUCCACCAAGUAUUAACUCUGUGGUGUGAAGGCAUAUACAAUCAGUACAUCUUAAUUCUGUAUGUGCUGAACAAAAAUAUCAAUGCAACAUGUAAAGUGUUGGUCCCAUGUUUCAUGAGCUGAAAAAAAAAAAUACAUACAAAAAUUCCAUAUGCACAAAAAGCUUAUUUCUCUCUAAUUUUGCUGAGGAGUAUUUCUGUCUGUAAUAAAGGCCUUUUGUGGAAAACAACCCCCUUCCUCCCCCAAUACAGAACUACCCCCCCUCCCUCCCCCAAUACAGAACACCCCCCCUCCCUCCCUCAAUACAUAACACCCCCCUCCCUCCCCCAAUACAGAACUACCCCCCCCUCCCUCCCCCACAACAGAACACCCCCCUCCCUCCCCCACUACAGGCAGAUCCAAUGUCUGACAGUCGACAUCAACCCACGGUCUGACAGUCGACAUCAACCCACGGUCUGACAGUCGACAUCAACCCACGGUCUGACAGUCAACUACAACCCACGGUCUGACAGUCGACAACAACCCACGGUCUGACAGUCAACUACAACCCACGGUCUGACAGUCGACAUCAACCCACGGUCUGACAGUCAACUACAACCCACGGUCUGACAGUCAACUACAACCCACGGUCUGACAGUCAACUACAACCCACGGUCUGACAGUCAACUACAACCCACGGUCUGACAGUCUGGCUCGCUCCUUUCAUUCUGAGUAGGGCUGUCACACUUCACGUUUUGUCUGCUUGCCAUGAUACUUCAGAGUAUUGUGAAACUGGUAUCUCGAACCCUAAUUCUGAGUAGUGGAUUUAUGCCAUGUUCUGGUCAACUAUAUAAUCCUGUCCUCUUCUGCAUGGUGCUGUCUGUUCCACCCAUGCUACUUAUUCCACUCUAACUCAGCUAAUCACGUGGCUGGUAUUUACUGACUGGAUGGUAUUUACUAAGCCAAUAUUGUGAGCAGUUUUUAUCACUACAUUAUCUGGGCAGGAUAUCUUUUGGACAAGGUCAAGUGCAUUAAGGAGAGUGUCUCAGCGUUCCUAUUACUGUACCACCAUCACUUAGUCGUUGUUUGAUGUUGUCCCUACCUACUUCAGAUGAGGCCUCUCUGUGAUGCUGGGUUCUUUAUUUUGUCAUUGACCCUAGAAGAGCUGCCAGGUCUAAGAACAUGCAGAAUGCAACUGUCACUGCUCUCUCUCCAUUCUGUAAUCGAUUGAACCUGAGAAGUUCUUCUCUACUGAAAACCUCUUCUAAUGCAACUACAACGCAGAAGGCAGAACGCAGGAGAGAAGUGUCAUGUCACUCUCCCCUCUCUCCAUCUCCGUAGCAGAAUAGAACAUUUCCUUCUCUGGUUGAAGUGCCUAACAUUCAAAGUCGAGAGGCAGGAAGUGGUGUAGCAGGUGUAGCGUGCUUGUGCUUGAACAGGAAGCUAUGAUCACAGAAUGUAUACUAACCCCUAACAACGCCCUGUAGGCUGUGAUGUAACUCUAUAGGCUCCGCCCACCUCCACCCAGGCUCUGCCCGCCUCCACCCAGGCUCCGCCCACCUCCACCCAGGCUCCGCCCGCCUCCACCCAGGCUCCGCCCGCCUCCACUCUUCACCUCCUUCUCAUCUGAAGUCCUCAACAGAGCUUCAGAGCUUCAGACACAGAGGAGGAUGAUGAUUGUACCACAACAGCCACUCUCUUCUUCCUAGCUUUCUAUCUCCACCCUCAACUGUCCCACCAACUACUGCCUCUUCAAACAUCUUCCACAGUUCCACUGCUUCUCAGCCAGGCUCCCCAGCCGUCAGUACUGUACUAUAGACAUCAGAUCUGAGCCAGGCUCCCCAGCCGUCAGUACUGUACUAUAGACAUCAGAUCUGAGCCAGGCUCCCCAGCCGUCAGUACUGUACUAUAGACAUCAGAUCUGAGCCAGGCUCCCCAGCCGUCAGUACUGUACUAUAGACAUCAGAUCUGAGCCAGGCUCCCCAGCCGUCAGUACUGUACUAUAGACAUCAGAUCUGAGCCAGGCUCCCCAGCCUGUACUGUACUAUAGACAUCAGAUCUGAGCCAGGCUCCCCAGCCGAUGCAAUGAUUCGUGAUGAGAACACAAAAACAAAACACAAGAGCAUUAUGUAACAUCCUCCCCGCUCCUCACCGUACUCUCUCCAGAUCAGAAGUGACAGGAGGAAAUCUACUGUUUAGAGUUCUUUCACUGGAGCAUCAUUACAUUUACAGAGCUGUUUGUUUACAGAGAGGCACUGCGAUGGGAUGACGUGCUUCACUGGGCCUCGCCUGGAGCUCAGAGCCCUCGCUGUCUCCACAUCACACAAAAACGUUUACAGCGGGAUCACUACCAAUUAGACCUCAGUGUACCUCUCAGUGUUAGCCAGGGUUACAUAGUGUAGUACAGUCCAGUUUACUGACCCUGCAGAACAGAGACUUGGACAUGGAAAACAACACCAGAGCUCCAUGGUCAGUUCAGUCCACUUUGGUGUUAGCCCAGAUCUGAAACAGCUGUGUGAUGAUUAGCGGUGUUUAUCAAAUUGAUAGCAGAAAACAGAUUUCUGUUCUGAUAACACCUCCCAACUGUAACAACAAGGGGACAGGACUGGGAGGUUGUCGAAGACCACAGGAAACUACUAUACUUGAUACUAACGUAUAUCUCUCUUUCUUUGUUCUCCGCUCCCCAGGUAACAUCAUUGGCUCGGGGAUCUUCAUCUCUCCCAAGGGGGUUUUGGAGCAUGCUGGUUCGGUGGGCCUGUCCCUCAUCGUAUGGGUGUGUGGAGGGGGUAUCUGCGCCCUGGGUUCCAUGUGUUACGCUGAGCUGGGGGUCACCAUCCCCAAGUCAGGGGGAGACUACUCCUACGUCACAGAGAUAUUCGGAGGCCUGGUGGGGUACGUGUCUAUUUCCAUGUCCACAAUCCUGAUUAAGGGUUGCAAAAAAUCCAGUAACUUUCCCCAAAAUUCCCAGGUUUUCCAUAAACAUCCAGGGCCCAUCGCAGAGAAGUGAAGAGUUUCAUUCCAAAACGCGAUAUAUACAUUUUCAGAAAUGUUGGUAAAUUGACACUAAUUAAAAACAAAUAUUGUGAAAGAGAUCUAUUAUUUUUUCAUCUUACCAUGACAUGGGCCAGUGAAAAGAGACAUGAUGAAUCUUACCAUGACAUGGGCCAGUGAAAAGAGACAUGAUGAAUCUUACCAUGACAUGGGCUAGUGAAAAGAGACAUGAUGAAUCUUACCAUGACAUGGGCCAGUGAAAAGAGACAUGAUGAAUCUUACCAUGACAUGGGCUAGUGAAAAGACUGAGAUGAUGAAUCUUACCAUGACAUGGGCUAGUGAAAAGACUGAGAUGAUGAAUCUUACCAUGACAUGGGCCAGUGAAAAGAGACAUGAUGAAUCUUACCAUGACAUGGGCCAGUGAAAAGAGACAUACAUGAUGAAUCUUACCAUGACAUGGGCCAGUGAAAAGAGACAUGAUGAAUCUUACCAUGACAUGGGCCAGUGAAAAGAGACAUACAUGAUGAAUCUUACCAUGACAUGGGCCAGUGAAAAGAGACAUACAUGAUGAAUCUUACCAUGACAUGGGCCAGUGAAAAGAGACAUGAUGAAUCUUACCAUGACAUGGGCUAGUGAAAAGACUGACAUGAUGAAUCUUACCAUGACAUGGGCCAGUGAAAAGAGACAUGAUGAAUCUUACCAUGACAUGGGCUAGUGAAAAGACUGACAUGAUUUUGUUUGAAAUAUAUUGCAUUUUAGAGAGCCAAAUAACCAUGUUUUUAUGGUAAAACGCUAUAUAUAUACCCUGAUUGGGUUUAAAACAGUUACAUGUAAUAAAAUAUCGAUACAUAAAUAAAUAAAUAUUAAAAUAAUCAAUUUGUUUUAACUAUAUUGUGCAAAUAUCACAUAGACAAUUUAUUUCAUCCAGAGGAAAGUAUUCAGACCCCUUCCCUUAUUCCACAUUUUGUUAGAUUACAGCCUUAUUCUAAAAUGGAUUAAAUAAAACAUGUUCCUCAUCAAUCUACACACAAUAUCCCAUAAUGAUUUUUGCAAAUCUAUAAAAAAAACGAAAUACCUUAUUUACAUAAGUAUUCAGACCCUUUUCUAUGAGACUUGAAAUUGAGCUCAGGUGCAUCCUGUUUCCAUUGAUCAUCCUUGAGAUGUUUCUACAACUUGAUUUGAGUCCACCUGUGGUAAAUUCAAUCGAUUGGACAUGAUUUGGAAAGGCACACACCUGUCUAUAUAAGGUCCCACAGUUGACAGUGCAUGUCAGAGCAAAAACCAAACCAUGAGGUCGAAGGAAUUGGCCGUAGAGCUCCAAGACAGGAUUGUCGAGGCACAGAUCUGGGGAAGGGUACCAAAAAAUGUCUGCAGCAUUGAAGGUCCCCAAGAACACAGUGGCCUCCAUCAUUCUUAAAUGGAAGACGUUUGGAACCACCAAGACUCUUCCUAGAGCUGGCCACCCGGCCAAACUGAGCAAUCGGGGGAGAAGGGCCUUGGUCAGGGAGGUGACCAAGAACCAGAUGGUCACUCUGACAGAGCUCCAGAGUUAUUCUAUGGAGAUGGGAGAACCUUCCAGAAUGACAACCAUCUCUGCAGCACUCCACCAAUCAGGCCUUUAUGGUAGAGUGGCCAGACGGAAGCCACUCCUCAGUAAAAGGCACGACAGUUUGUUUGGAGCUUGCCAAAAGGCACCUAAAGGACUCUCAGACCAUGAGAAACAAGAUUCUCUGGUCUGAUGAAACCAAGAUUGAACUCUUUGGCCUGAAUGCCAAGCGUCACGUCUGGAGGAAAACUGGCACCAUCCCUACGGUGAAGCAUGGUGGUGGCAGCAUCAUGCUGUGGGGAUGUUUUUCAGUGGCAGGGACUGGGAGACUAGUCAGGAUCAAGGGAAAUAUUAACAGAGCAAAGUACAGAGCGAUCCAUGAUGAAAACCUGCUCCAGAACGCUCAGUACCUCAGACUGGGGUGAAGGUUCACCUUCCAACAGGACAACGACCCUAAGCACACAGCCAAGACAACGCAGGAGUGGCUUCGGGACAAGUCUCUGAAUGUCCUUGAGUGGCCCAGCCAGAGCCCGGACUUGAACCCGAUCUAACAUCUCUGGAGAGACCUGAAAAUAGCUGUGCAGCGACGCUCCCCAUCCAACCUGACAGAGCUUGAGAGGAUCUGCAGAGAAGAAUGGGAGAAACUCCCCAAAUACAGGUGUGCCAAGCUUGUAGCGUCACACCCAAGAAGACUCGAGGCUGUAAUCGCUGCCAAAGGUGCUUCAACAAAGUACUGAGUAAAGGGUCUGAAUACUUAUGCAAAUAUCAUUUGUAUUUUAUUUUAUUUUUAUCAAUUUGCUAGAAUUUCUAAAAAACCGUUUUUGCUUUGUCAUUACGGGGUAUUGAGUGUAAUAAAAAUAUAUAGAUAUCACAGGCACCAACAGGAACAGAUAUCACUGGCUCCAACAGGAACAGAUAUCACUGGCUCCAACAGGACCAGAUAUCACUGGCUCCAACAGGAACAGAUAUCACUGGCUCCAACAGGCUCCAACAGGACCAGAUAUCACUGGCUCCAACAGGAACAGAUAUCACUGGCUCCAACAGGAACAGAUAUCACAGGCUCCAACAGGAACAGAUAUCACUGGCUCCAACAGGACCAGAUAUCACUGGCUCCAACAGGACCAGAUAUCACAGGCUCCAACAGGAACAGAUAUUACUGGCUCCAACAGGAACAGAUAUCACUGGCUCCAACAGGAACAGAUAUCACAGGCUCCAACAGGAACAGAUAUCACUGGCUCCAACAGGAACAGAUAUCACUGGCUCCAACAGGAACAGAUAUUACUGGCUCCAACAGGAACAGAUAUCACAGGCUCCAACAGGAACAGAUAUCACUGGCUCCAACAGGAACAGAUAUCACUGGCUCCAACAGGAACAGAUAUCACAGGCUCCAACAGGAACAGAUAUCACUGGCUCCAACAGGAACAGAUAUCACUGGCUCCAACAGGAACAGAUAUCACUGGCUCCAACAGGAACAGAUAUCACUGGCUCCAACAGGACCAGAUAUCACUGGCUCCAACAGGAACAGAUAUCACUGGCUCCAACAGGAACAGAUAUCACUGGCUCCAACAGGAACAGAUAUCACUGGCUCCAACAGGACCAGAUAUCACAGGCUCCAACAGGAACAGAUAUCACUGGCUCCAACAGGAACAGAUAUCACAGGCUCCAACAGGAACAGAUAUCACUGGCUCCAACAGGAACAGAUAUCACUGGCUCCAACAGGAACAGAUAUCACUGGCUCCAACAGGAACAGAUAUCACAGGCUCCAACAGGAACAGAUAUCACUGGCUCCAACAGGAACAGAUAUCACUGGCUCCAACAGGAACAGAUAUCACAGGCUCCAACAGGAACAUAUAUCACAGGCUCCAACAGGAACAGAUAUCACAGGCUCCAACAGGAACAGAUAUCACAGGCUCCAACAGGAACAGAUAUCACUGGCUCCAACAGGACCAGAUAUCACAGGCUCCAACAGGACCAGAUAUCACAGGCUCCAAACUGUGGAAAGAGAUCCAAAGUAAUCAAGAGGUCCAUGACACUCAAGAGCUCAAAGCUAACGUAAUGCUAAUUAGACAGUGCGCCACUAGCUGAGGGUGACAGCCAACUGGGCAAAAAAUGUUGACGUUGAAUCAACUGUGGAAAACUGAUUGGAUUUGCAAAAACUCGUCAACGUAAGGGCAUUUCGUCUUUUUUUUUCACCCAACUUUUAACAUAAAUCCAAUGACAUGGUGACAUUUGUUGUUGAUUUCACGUUGAAUUCAUGUUAGUUGACAACUCAACAAAAAACGUAAAUCAAAACUAGAUGUUCAACUGUCAUCUGUGCCCAGUGGGAGCUAUCUAUCACCGCAUCUGGCAGAACUAUAUAGAACGUUAUAGAUAUAGCCAAAGUUGAAUUUUAGAAUUGUCAUUAUUGUUCUAAUUCUAGACAUUCAGUUACAUAGCUUUUUUAAAAUGUAUUUUUAUUCCUCAUGUAAUGUAAUGGGGUGCUUAAAUGGCUGCCAUAGAAUAUUGAGGUGUCAUGUAGACUAAAUGCAUCAUGAUGCUCAUUCUGUUAACGGGAGCUAAAAUGGCUGCCAUAGAAUGUUAUUAAAUGCAUCAUAAAGCAGAAACCUCAAUGUCCCAACUCUCUAUAAACACAUGGCUCUGGAUAUAAUGCGUUUUGCGAAAAAAUAAAAAUAAAAACACAUUCAAAAGCACAUCUAAAGUAAAUGUUUUAAAAAGUUUGAUAACAGCCAUAAUUCAUACACAUAGGAAGGUGUAUACACAUGAUCAUUCAUUUCAGUUGAAAAAAAUGUAAAUGCAAAAAAAAAAGUGAGUUUAUUGCAUUUUGUAAUUAAACCCUUCAAGUGCUGAUCUAGGAUCAAGUCCCCUGUGUGCAUGUAAUCUUCCUCAUUAUGAUCUAAAAAAAAAAAAGAUCUUAGAUCAAUACUCCGACUCUGUAUGAAUACGGCCACAGAUCCUGGUCCUUCCUUCACUCCUCUCUACAUGGGCACCAGUAAUGCUGUGUUUACUGUGUAAGUGGAUUAGAUAUAAAAUUGUACUGAUAGUCCCAUGACACUCAUUUCAAGUGAGACUCUUAGUCCACAGAGAGAUGUCCCUUAGGUCUCCGAGGCAAGGAGACUCCCGGAGUUCAUGAAAAGGUCAAAUAGUUUGCCAUGCACUCUCCACAGAUGCCAUACAUUAUAAACAGUGUACAGUCUACAGUCUAUGCGUAUUCUGACCGUGUACACCCAGGCUGUCUACAUACAGUAUAAGGUAUAUAUAGUAUAAGAGUAUAGUUGAAGUCGGAAGUUUACGUACACCUUAGCCAAAUACAUUUAAACUCAGCUUUUCACAAUUCCUGACAUUUAAUCCUAGUAAAAAUUCCCUGUCUUAGGUCAGUUAGGAUCACCACUUUAUUUUAAGAAUGUGAAAUGUCACAAUAAUAGUAGAGAGAAUUAUUUAUUUCAGCUUUUAUUUCUUUCAUCACAUUCCCAGUGGGUCAGAAGUUUACAUACACUCGAUUAGUAUUUGUUAGCAUUGCCUUUAAAUUGUUUAACUUGGGUCAAAUGUUUUGGGUAGCCUUCCACAAGCUUCCCACAAUAAGUUGGGUAAAUUUUGACCCAUUCCUCCUGACAGAACGGGUGUAACUGAGUCAGGUUUGUAGGCCUCCUUGCUUUUUCAGUUCUGCCCACACAUUUUCUAUAGGAUUGAGGUCAGGGCUUUGUGAUGGCCACUCCAAUACCUUGACUUUGUUGUCCUUAAGCCAUUUUGCCACAACUUUGGAAGUAUGGUUGGGGUCAUUGUCCAUUUGGAAGACCCAUUUGCGACCAAGCUUUAACUUCCUGACUGAUGUCUUGAGAUGCUGCUUCAAUAUAUCCACAUAACUUUCCUUCCUCAUGAUGCCAUCUAUUUUGUGAAGUGCACCAGUCCCUCCUGCAGCAAAGCACCCCCACAGCAUGAUGCUGCCACCCCCGUGCUUCACAGUUGGGAUGGUGUUCUUCGGCUUGCAAGCUACCCCCUUUUUCCUCCAAACAUGACGAUGGUCAUUAUGGCCAAACAGUUCUAUUUUUGUUUCAUCAGACCAGAGGACAUUACUCCAAAAAGUACGAUCUUUGUCCCCAUGUGCAGUUGCAAACCAUAGUCUGUCUUUGUUAUGGUGGUUUUGGAGCAGUGGCUUCUUCCUUGCUGAGCGGCCUUUCAGGUUAUGUCAAUAUAUGACUUGUUUUACUGUGGAUAUAGAUACUUUUGUACCUGUUUACUCCAGCAUCUUCACAAGGUCAUUUGCUGUUGUUCUGGGAUUGAUUUGCACUUUUCGCACCAAAGUACGUUCAUCUCUAGGAGACAGAACGCAUCUCCUUCCUGAGCGGUAUGUCGGCUGCGUGGUCCUAUGGUGUUUAUACCAGACUUGUGGAGGUCUACCAUUUUUUUUCUGAGGUCUUGGCUGAUUUCUUUUGAUUUUCCCAUGAUGUCAAGCAAGGAGGCACUGAGUUUGAAGGUAGGCCUUGAAAUACAUCCACAGGUACACCUCCAAUUGACUCAAAUUAUGUCAAUUAGCCUAUCAGAAGCUUCUAAAGCCAUGACAUCAUUUUCUGGAAUUUUCCAAGCUGUUUAAAGGCACAGUCAACUUAGUGUAUGUAAACUUCUGACCCACUGGAAUUGUGAUACAGUGAAUUAUAAGUGAAAUCAUCUGUCUGUAAACAAUUGUUGGAAAAAUUACUUGUGUCAUGCACAAAGUAGAUGUCCCGACCAACUUGCCAAAAAUAUAGUUUGUUAACAAUACAUUUGUGGAUGAAGGAUGGGACUAAUAACAAAUAACAACAAAUAAUAACAAAGAUAGCUAAUAAUGUAAGCAUACUGUGUCCAUAAUAAGUAUAUAGGUUGUAUGUUGGGAGCUUUUGGGAAAGAGCACAGUUAGAAAGAUAUGGCAUUUAGAAGCAAACCGGAUGGACAUCAUGAAAAUGAUCGGAGAGGUUGAGAGUAGAAGAAGUUCAGGAGCAAAAAAAUAAAUAAAUAUAUAUUUUUUUAUAUAUAUAUAGAUAUAGAAUUAUUGUAAAAUUAACUCUGUCCAUAAGGUGUAGAUAGUAAGUAUAGACCGGAAGUAGAGGCCUGGGCGUUGUUGUUCACUAAUUUACUCCAAGUAGGGAAAGGAUGGUGGGGUUGAAAAGUAAUAAAGGGGAAUAUAUAUAUAAAAAAAACAAAAAAACAUGGGGGAUUGGAAGUGAUGCAGACAAUUACAUUGAUAGAAGAUACAAUCUAUCUGCAAUAUUAAGCUGAUCCAUCCCCCCGAAAAAAAUAAAUAAAAAAUAAAUAAAAAAUACAUUUGUGGAGUGGUUGAAAAAUGAGUUUUAAUGACUCCGACCUAAGUGUAUGUAAACGUCUGACUUCAACUGUAUCUAUUCUUUCUGUUGUCUCCCUGUAGGUUCCUGCUCCUAUGGAGUGCGGUUCUCAUCAUGUACCCCUGUUGUCUCCCUGUAGGUUCCUGCUCCUAUGGAGUGCGGUUCUCAUCAUGUACCCCUGUUGUCUCCCUGUAGGUUCCUGCUCCUAUGGAGUGCGGUUCUCAUCAUGUACCCCUGUUGUCUCCCUGUAGGUUCCUGCUCCUAUGGAGUGCGGUUCUCAUCAUGUACCCCUGUUGUCUCCCUGUAGGUUCCUGCUCCUAUGGAGUGCGGUUCUCAUCAUGUACCCCUGUUGUCUCCCUGUAGGUUCCUGCUCCUAUGGAGUGCGGUUCUCAUCAUGUACCCCACCACCCUGGCUGUCAUAGCUCUCACCUUCUCCAACUAUGUGCUGCAGCCGGCCUUCCAGAACUGUGUUCCCCCAUACCUGGCCACCAGGCUUCUCUCCACCAUCUGCAUAUGUAAGUCCAGAAUAAUAAUGACUAUUUAGUAGAAGUACAGUAAAAUAAUGACUAUUUAGUAGAAGUACAGAACAAUAAUGACUAUGUAGUAGAAGUACAGUAAAAUAAUGACUAUUUGGUAGUAGUACAGUAAAAUAAUGAGUAUUAAGUAGUAGUACAGAACAAUAAUGACUAUUUAGUAUAAGUACAGUAACAUAAUGACUAUUUAGUAGUAGCGCAGUGCACUGGUGACUAUUUAGUAGUAGUACAUUACAAUAAUGACUAUUCAGUAUAAUUACAGUACAAUAAUUACUAGUAGUAGUAGUACAGUAUAGUAAUGACUAUUUAGUAGUAGUAUAUAGUAUAUAGUACAAUAAUGACUAUUUACUGGAAGUACAUUACAAUAAUGACUAUUUAGUAGUAGUACAGUACAACAACUAUUUACUAGAAGUACAGUACAAUAAUGACUAGUAGUAGUAGUACAGUGUGAUAAUGACUAGUAGUAGUAGUACAGUAUGAUAAUGACUAGUAGUACAGUAUGAUAAUGACUAGUAGUAGUAGUACAGUAUGAUAAUGACUAGUAGUACAGUAUGAUAAUGACUAGUAGUAGUAGUACAGUAUGAUAAUGACUAGUAGUAGUAGUACAGUGUGAUAAUGACUAGUAGUAGUAGUACAGUAUGAUAAUGACUAGUAGUAGUAGUACAGUAUGAUAAUGACUAGUAGUAGUAGUACAGCAUGAUAAUGACUAGUAGUAGUAGUACAGUAUGAUAAUGACUAGUAGUAGUAGUACAGUGUGAUAAUGACUAGUAGUAGUAGUACAGCAUGAUAAUGACUAGUAGUAGUAGUACAGUGUGAUAAUGACUAGUAGUAGUAGUACAGCAUGAUAAUGACUAGUAGUAGUAGUACAGUGUGAUAAUGACUAGUAGUAGUAGUACAGUGUGAUAAUGACUAGUAGUAGUAGUACAGUAUGAUAAUGACUAGUAGUAGUAGUAGUACAGUAUAAUAACGACUAGUAGUAGUAGUAGUACAGUGUGAUAAUGACUAGUAGUAGUAGUAGUACAGUAUGAUAAUGACUAGUAGUAGUAGUACAGUGUGAUAAUGACUAGUAGUACAGUAUGAUAAUGACUAGUAGUAGUAGUACAGUGUGAUAAUGACUAUCCACUACCUUUAACUUAGACCUGGAUGGCUCAAAUACGACAAAUCAUGGAAAUAUUUUUUACUUGAGUCAGGUGUGCUUGAUAUAGCUUUGAGCCCUUUUUUGGAGCUAUUCCAUUGGUUGCAUUGUACGGGGCUAAAUAAAGCACAUCUCAAGUAUUAGAACGAGUUUGCCUCUGAUAUACUGCCAUACUGCUAUAAUAUUAUGACAGCACAGUGUACCGCCUCCCAGCACCAUGCUGUCCAUGCUUCAGCCGUACUGCUAUAAUAUUAUGACAGCACAGUGUACCGCCUCCCAGCACCAUGCUGUCCAUGCUUCAGCCGUACUGCUAUAAUAUUAUGACAGCACAGUGUACCGCCUCCCAGCACCAUGCUGUCCAUGCUUCAGCCGUACUGCUAUAAUAUUAUGACAGCACAGUGUACCGCCUCCCAGCACCAUGCUGUCCAUGCUUCAGCCGUACUGCUAUAAUAUUAUGACAGCACAGUGUACCGCCUCCCAGCACCAUGCUGUCCAUGCUUCAGCCGUACUGCUAUAAUAUUAUGACAGCACAGUGUACCGCCUCCCAGCACCAUGCUGUCCAUGCUUCAGCCAUACUGCUAUAAUAUUAUGACAGCACAGUGUACCGCCUCCCAGCACCAUGCUGUCCAUGCUUCAGCCAUACUGCUAUAAUAUUAUGACAGCACAGUGUACCGCCUCCCAGCACCAUGCUGUCCAUGCUUCAGCCAUACUGCUAUAAUAUUAUGACAGCACAGUGUACCGCCUCCCAGCACCAUGCUGUCCAUGCUUCAGCCAUACUGCUAUAAUAUUAUGACAGCACAGUGUACCGCCUCCCAGCACCAUGCUGUCCAUGCUUCAGCCAUACUGCUAUAAUAUUAUGACAGCACAGUGUACCGCCUCCCAGCACCAUGCUGUCCAUGCUUCAGCCAUACUGCUAUAAUAUUAUGACAGCACAGUGUACCGCCUCCCAGCACCAUGCUGUCCAUGCUUCAGCCAUACUGCUAUAAUAUUAUGACAGCACAGUGUACCGCCUCCCAGCACCAUGCUGUCCAUGCUUCAGCCAUACUGUUAUAAUAUUAUGACAGCACAGUGUACCGCCUCCCAGCACCAUGCUGUCCAUGCUUCAGCCAUACUGCUAUAAUAUUAUGACAGCACAGUGUACCGCCUCCCAGCACCAUGCUGUCCAUGCUUCAGCCAUACUGCUAUAAUAUUAUGACAGCACAGUGUACCGCCUCCCAGCACCAUGCUGUCCAUGCUUCAGCCAUACUGCUAUAAUAUUAUGACAGCACAGUGUACCGCCUCCCAGCACCAUGCUGUCCAUGCUUCAGCCAUACUGCUAUAAUAUUAUGACAGCACAGUGUACCGCCUCCCAGCACCAUGCUGUCCAUGCUUCAGCCGUACUGCUAUAAUAUUAUGACAGCACAGUGUACCGCCUCCCAGCACCAUGCUGUCCAUGUUUCAGCCGUACUGCUAUAAUAUUAUGACAGCACAGUGUACCGCCUCCCAGCACCAUGCUGUCCAUGCUUCAGCCAUACUGCUAUAAUAUUAUGACAGCACAGUGUACCGCCUCCCAGCACCAUGCUGUCCAUGUUUCAGCCAUACUGCUAUAAUAUUAUGACAGCAGUGUACCGCCUCCCAGCACCAUGCUGUCCAUGCUUCAGCCAUACUGCUAUAAUAUUAUGACAGCACAGUGUACCGCCUCCCAGCACCAUGCUGUCCAUGCUUCAGCCGUACUGCUAUAAUAUUAUGACAGCACAGUGUACCGCCUCCCAGCACCAUGCUGUCCAUGCUUCAGCCGUACUGCUAUAAUAUUAUGACAGCACAGUGUACCGCCUCCCAGCACCAUGCUGUCCAUGCUUCAGCCAUACUGCUAUAAUAUUAUGGCAGCACAGUGUACCACCUCCCAGCACCAUGCUGUCCAUGCUUCAGCCAUACUGCUAUAAUAUUAUGACAGCACAGUGUACCGCCUCCCAGCACCAUGCUGUCCAUGCUUCAGCCAUACUGCUAUAAUAUUAUGACAGCACAGUGUACCGCCUCCCAGCACCAUGCUGUCCAUGCUUCAGCCAUACUGCUAUAAUAUUAUGACAGCACAGUGGCCAUAUGACAGUGACUCACACUGGGGUUUUUAAUUAGGACUAAAUGUGUCCCAAAUGCCACUCUUUUCCAUAUCUAGUGUAUGACUUUCGACAUGGGCUCAAAGGUAAUAGGGUUCAAUUUGGAACUCAGUGUUCCCCGUUGUGACACAUCUAUGUUGGUUAUCAGAUGUCUGGAGAGGACAGUGGCUGUAGUGGUAUUUGUAGUGUGUCUGAAUCCCAGCCAGCAGGGGCGUAGUUCUACAGCUGCACCGUCGAGAGCAUCCUGACCGGUUGCAUCACGCCUGGUAUGGCAACUGCUCGGCCUCCGACCUCAAGGCAGUACAGAGGGUAGUGCGUACGGUCCAGUGCAUCACUGGGGCCAAGCUUCCUGCCAUUUGCAUUGACCCCCCCCUUUGUUUUUACACUGCUGCUACUCACUGUUUAUUAUCUAUGCAUAGUCACUUUACCCCUACCUACAUGUACAAAUUACCUUGACUAACCUGUACCCCACACAUUGACUCGGUACCGGUACCCCCUGUAUAUAGCCUCAUUAUUGUUAUUUUAUUGUGUUACUUUUUUUAAUUUUCUACUCUAGUUUAUUUAGUAAAUAUUUUCUUAACUCUAUUUUCUUAAAACUGCUUUGUUGGUUAAGGGCUUGUAAGUAAGCAUUUUCACGGUAAGGUCUACUACACCUGUUGUAUUCGGCGCAUGUGACAAAUAAAAUUUGAUUUCAUUUGAUAGUAUCUAAUGAGGGUUGAGGCCUGUAUCCUGUAUAUAUGUAUAUGUCUGUCUGUCUGUCUGUCUGUCUGUCUGUCUGUCUGUCUGUCUGUCUGUCUGUCUGUCUGUCUGUCUGUCUGUCUGUCUGUCUGUCUGUCUGUCUGUCUGCCUGCCUGCCUGCCUGCCUGCCUGCCUGCCUGCCUGCCUGCCUGCCUGCCUGCCUGCCUGCCUGCCUGCCUGCCUGCCUGCCUGCCUGCCUGUCUGUCUGUCUGUCUGUCUGUCUGUCUGUCUGUCUACGUGCCUGCCUGCCUGCCUGCCUGUCUGUCUGUCUGUCUGUCUGUCUGUCUGUCUGUCUGUCUGUCUGUCUGUCUGUCUGUCUGUCUGUCUGUCUGUCUGUGUCAGCUGCUGGUUUGGGCUUGUCUAAACCGGAUGGAGCAGGGUAGGAGGAAGGUGUGUGUGUAGUGUGUAUGGCCCACCAUAACCCCCUGCAUGCGUUGCCAUAACAUCAUAUGCCUGUGGCCUUUGAACAUUCAAGGCGAUGCAGCACUAUUUCUGGAGACAGAAUGCGGAGCCUGUGACUUUAGUUAACCAGCCAGCCGGGGUGCUAGCGUGGGUUCCCUGGACGUCAGCGGAUAACUUUCCAUAAAUGGGGUGUGAGUGUGGUGGAGACGAGUCCCUGUGUUGCUGGCGCUCAUCACCUGAUCAGUGUGUGUGUCAGACCACGUAAUGGUGUGUGUGUGUUCACUGGAGGACUUUCUGCGGAACAGUGUGUGUGUGUGGGGGCGGUGGGGUGGGGGGGGGGGCGAGCUCCUGUGUUGGAGCCUGACCCGUCAGAGUGUGUGGGGUGGUGGGUGGUGGGGGGGGGGGGAGGGGGGGGGUAGCUCCUGUGUUGGGGAUUGUGUACCAGGCGGUGUGUGAGCGUGUGUCAGACUACGUAAUGGUACCAGCCUUUGACUCCACCGCUAAUAGGAGGGCAUGUCCUCAAGGCCAUUGUGUAUUGUUUCCACGGUUGCCGUGACAUUUGCUGUGAGACCCCUGUCACUGGGUGACAGGCAGGAGAAAGUGGGCGUGACGACCCUACUAACCAACCACGGAGGGACGCGCGGGGGCGGUCAAGAUCCUAUUGGCUAUUUGACAUUUAGACUGUUUAUAUGUCACAGCAGACAACUGAGAGAUCCCUUCUAGACACACAAUACCUCCUUUACAGUACCUCCUUUACAAUACCUCCUUUACAAUACCUCCUUUACAAUACCUCCUUUACAAUACCUCCUUUACAGUACCUCCUUUACAAUACCUCCUUUACAAUACCUCCUUUACAAUACCUCCUUUACAAUACCUCCUUUACAAUACCUCCUUUACAAUACCUCCUUUACAAUACCUCCUUUACAGUACCUCCUUUACAGUACCUCCUUUACAAUACCUACUUUACAGUACCUCCUUUACAAUACCUCCUUUACAAUACCUCCUUUACAGUACCUCCUUUACAGUACCUCCUUUACAAUACCUCCUUUACAAUACCUCCUUUACAAUACCUCCUUUACAAUACCUCCUUUACAAUACCUCAUUUACAAUACCUCCUUUACAAUACCUCCUUUACAGUACCUCCUUUACAGUACCUCCUUUACAGUACCUCCUUUACAAUACCUCCUUUACAAUAACUCCUUUACAAUACCUCCUUUACAAUACCUCCUUUACAAUACCUCCUUUACAAUACCUAAUUUACAGUACCUCCUUUACAGUACCUCCUUUACAAUACCUCCUUUACAAUACCUCCUUUACAAUACCUCCUUUACAAUACCUCCUUUACAAUACCUCCUUUACAGUACCUCCUUUACAAUACCUCCUUUACAAAGCCUCUCUACAGCGGACAAGGAAGGAACAUGGUCUGCAUCCCAAAUGGCACCCUAUUCCCUAUAUAGUGCACUACUUUAGACCAGAGAAUGGCACCCUUUUCCCUAUAUAGUGCACUAGUUUAGACCAGAGAAUGGCACCCUAUUCCCUAUAUAGUGCACUACUUUAGACCAGAGAAUGGCACCCUAUUCCCUAUAUAGUGCACUAGUUUAGACCAGAGAAUGGCACCCUAUUCCCUAUAUAGUGCACUAGUUUAGACCAGAGAAUGGUACCCUAUUCCCUAUAUAGUGCACUACUUUAGACCAGAGAAUGGCACCCUAUUCCCUAUAUAGUGCACUACUUUAGACCAGAGAAUGACACCCUAUUCCCUAUAUAGUGCACUAGUUUAGACCAGAGAAUGGCACCCUAUUCCCUAUAUAGUGCACUACUUUAGACCAGAGAAUGGCACCCAAUUCCCUAUAUAGUGCACUAGUUUAGACCAGAGAAUGACACCCUAUUCCCUAUAUAGUGCACUAGUUUAGACCAGAGAAUGGCACCCUAUUCCCUAUAUAGUGCACUACUGUUGACCAGAGAAUGGCACCCUAUUCCCUAUACAGUGCACUAGUUUAGACCAGGGGCCAUUGGGGAUCCAGACGGGGUCAUGUCAACGCAGGUCAGUGUUUUUCAUCAUUCAUCCUAUUCUUUAGGCAGCUCUGCAGUGGUCACUAGCUGGCACAGCCACAAAGUCAUACAAUCUGUCUUCAAAUAUUUACAUUUAUUUUAGUUAUUUCAGUCUGCCUUUAAACGUACUCUUGAAAGUUGUAAUAGUAGAAUGCACAAGGUGCAAUUUCUAAAUUGGGUAGCGCAUCAACAGUUCCUAUUGUCAUGUUAGUCAUUUCAGACCUUAGAGAGCUAUUUAUAACUUGUCAGAAAUGUCCAGAUAUACUAGCCCAUGUCAGCUUAUGUUUUCUUUAGCCCGUAUACAUUGUUGUCAUUUACUAGUCACUCAACCACUAUUUUUUUUAAAAAACAUUUUAGCAGACGCUCUUAUCCAGAGCGACUUACAGUAGUGAGCGCAUACGUUUUCACGCUGGUCCCCCGUGGGAAUCGAACCCACAAUCCUGGCGUUGCAAUUGCCAUGCUCUACCAAGUGAGACACACAGGACUAAAUAUCACAGGAAUACACAUUAGACAUGGCAAAAUGUAUAGGUCUGCAAGAAAAUUUGCUUUCAAACUGCAAAAUUGUCUUUGCACCCCAUCACAACAUUUGUAGAAUGGCAGGAAAUAAGCUUUAAACCUGCAAAAUUCUCUCCACCAACAAGAGGGGUGUGAACAGUUUGUAUCAUGAACAGUGCUUGUCCCCAUAGAAACAGACGUGGCGCAUGUGCACGUGUGGGGGGGGGGGGCACGGGAUGUUCCCCAAUGCUGGAGGAGGGGGCCCCGAGUGAAAAAGUUUGGGAACAUCUGGUCUAGUGGGUUUCAUUUCAUUCAAUUCAUUAUUAUUGCUGAAGCACAGUUCCCACUCAGCCCAGUCAAAACUGUUCGCUGCUCUGGCACCCCAAUGGUGGAACAAGCUCCCUCACGACGCCAGGACAGCGGAGUCACUCACCACCUUCUGGAGACAUUUGAAACCCCACCUCUUUAAGGAACACCUGGGAUAGGAUAAAGUAAUCCUUCUACCCCCCCCCCCCCCCCCCCCCCCCCCCAAAAAAAAAGUAAAGUGGUUAUCCCACUGGCUAUAAGGUGAAUGCACCAAUUUGUAAAUCGCUCUGGAUAAGAGCGUCUGCUAAAUGACAUAAAUGUAAAUGUAAUUAUCAAGACCCCAGUAGUGUUGUCUCUCCCAGACAGCCAAGGGGCCUCAACACAGUGUUGUCUCUCCCAGCCCCUCCCAGACAGCCCAGGGGCCUCAACACAGUGUUGUCUCUCCCAGCCCCUCUCCCAGACAGCCCAGGGGCCUCAACACAGUGUUGUCUCUCCCAGUCCCUCUCCCAGACAGCCCAGGGGCCUCAACACAGUGUUGUCUCUCCCAGUCCCCUCUCCCAGACAGCCAAGGGGCCUCAACACAGUGUUGUCUCUCCCAGUCCCUCUCCCAGACAGCCCAGGGGCCUCAACACAGUGUUGUCUCUCCCAGUCCCCUCUCCCAGACAGCCAAGGGGCCUCAACACAGUGUUGUCUCUCCCAGCCCCUCUCCCAGACAGCCCAGGGGCCUCAACACAGUGUUGUCUCUCCCAGCCCCUCUUCCAGACAGCCCAGGGGCCUCAACACAGUGUUGUCUCUCCCAGCCCCUCUCCCAGACAGCCCAGGGGCCUCAACACAGUGUUGUCUCUCCCAGCCCCUCUACCAGACAGCCCAGGGGCCUCAACACAGUGUUGUCUCUCCCAGUCCCAGCCCCUCUCCCAGACAGCCCAGAGGCCUCAACACAGUGUUGUCUCUCCCAGCCCCUCUCCCAGACAGCCCAGGGGCCUCAACACAGUGUUGUCUCUCCCAGCCCCUCUCCCAGACAGCCCAGGGGCCUCAACACAGUGUUGUCUCUCCCAGUCCCUCUCCCAGACAGCCCAGGGGCCUCAACACAGUGUUGUCUCUCCCAGCCCCUCUCCCAGACAGCCCAGGGGCCUCAACACAGUGUUGUCUCUCCCAGCCCCUCUUCCAGACAGCCCAGGGGCCUCAACACAGUGUUGUCUCUCCCAGCCCCUCUACCAGACAGCCCAGGGGCCUCAACACAGUGUUGUCUCUCCCAGUCCCCUCUCCCAGACAGCCCAGGGGCUUGAAUGUGCUUUAGGUGUGCUUCAUUUAGCUGUUAGCUUGGAAUUUGCACUUUUGGGACUAUUGCAUUGGUUUAAUUGUACCACUACCCGUUAACCGAUUCUAAAUACAAAGCUUUGAUGAUGAUGAUGAAUAUCAUGUGGUUCUGCCCCCUAUCACGUAGGAUCAUCAGUCCUGACAGCGUUGGUACAUAAUGAUGUCAUACUGCUCCUAUGUACCAGGUCAGCAGAACUGAUAUUAGAAAGAGUAUUCAGGCUUUACCUUUGACCUUUGACCUUUUAUUCAUUUAGCAGACGCUCUUAUCCAGAGUCACUUACAUGAGUUUAUUCAUCUUAAGCAAGCUAGAUGGGGACAACCAUAUCACGUUCACAGUCAGGACAACCAUAUCACGGUCACAGUCAGGACAACCAUAUCACGGUCACAGUCAGGACAACCAUAUCACGGUCACAGUCAGGACAACCAUAUCACGGUCACAGUCAGGACAACCAUAUCACGGUCACAGUCAGUCCAACCAUAUCACGGUCACAGUCAGGACAACCAUAUCACGGUCACAGUCAGGACAACCAUAUCACGGUCACAGUCAGGACAACCAUAUCACGGUCACAGUCAGGACAACCAUAUCACGGUCACAGUCAGUCCAACCAUAUCACGGGUCACAGUCAGACACAUUUCACGGGUCCCAGUCAGGACAACCAUAUCACGGUCACAGUUAAGGACAACCAUAUCACGGUCACAGUUAAGGACAAACCAUAUCACGGUCACAGUAGGAAACCAAUAUCACGGUCACGGUCAGGACAACAUAUUCACGGUUCACAUCAGGACAACCAUAUCACAGGUCACAGUCAGGACAACCAUAUCACGGUCACGUUUCAGGACAACCAUAUCACGGGUCACAGUAAGGAACAACCAUCGUAUCACGGUCCACGUCAGGACAAACAUCUCACGGUCACAGUCAGGACAAACCAUAUCACGGUCACGUAGACAACCAUAUCACGGUCACAGUCAGUCCAACCAUAUCCCGGUCACAGUCAGUCCAACAUAUCACGGUCACGUCAGUCCAACAUAUCCGUCACAGUCAGGACAAACAUAUCACGGUCACAGUCAGGACACAAUAGCACGGUACAGUCAGGACAACCAUAUCACGGUCACAGUCAGUCCAACCAUAUCACGGGUCACAGUCAGGACAACCCAUUAUCACGGUCCAGUCAGGACAACCAUAUCAACGGUAAGUCACAACCAUAUCACGGUCACAGUCAGGACAACCAUAUCACGGUCACAGUCAGGACAACCAUAUCACGGUCACGGGUCAGGACAAACCAUAUCACGGUCACAGUCAGGACAAACCAUAUCACGGUCACAGUCAGGACAAACAUAUCACGGUCACAGUCAGGACAACCAUAUCACGGUCACAGUCAGUCCAACCAUAUCACGGUCACGGUCAGUCCAACCAUAUCACGGUCACAGUCAGGACCAACCAUAUCACGGUCACAGUCAGGCACAACCAUAUCACGGUCACAGUCAGUCCAACCAUAUCACGGUCACAGUCAGGACAACCAUAUCACGGUCACAGUCAGUACAACCAUAUCACCGGUCACAGUCAGUGCAACCAUAUCACGGUUCACAGUCAGUCCAACCUAUCACGGUCACAGUCAGGACAACCAUAAUCACGGUCACAGUCAGUCCCAACCAUAUCACGGUCACAGUCAGUCCAAACCAUAUCACGGUCACAGUCAGUCCAACCAUAUCACGGUCACAGUCAGUACAACCAUAUCACGGUCACAGUCAGGACAACCAUAUCACGGUCACAGUCAGUCCAACUAUAUCACGGUCACAGUCAGUCCAACCAUAUCACGGUCACAGUCAGUACAACCAUAUCACGGUCACAGUCAGGACAACCAUAUCACGGUCACAGUCAGUACAACCAUAUCACGGUCACAGUCAGUACAACCAUAUCACGGUCACAGUCAGGACAACCAUAUCACGGUCACAGUCAGUCCAACCAUAUCACGGUCACAGUCAGUACAACCAUAUCACGGUCACAGUCAGUCCAACCAUAUCACGGUCACAGUCAGUACAACCAUAUCACGGUCACAGUCAGUACAACCAUAUCACGGUCACAGUCAGGACAACCAUAUCACGGUCACAGUCAGUCCAACCAUAUCACGGUCACAGUCAGUACAACUCUUCUCAACAAAGCAGCUGUCGGCAAAGUCAGUGUUAGUAAGACCAGCUGUCCUCCCCAAUCAGAACACAACAUAUACGCGUGUUUUACUCCAAUGUUUGUAAACAAAGUAAAUGUAGCCUAAAAAAACCCCCACUAUAUAUCCUCAAAACCUGGUUAAAACUAUAAUGUUGAUAUCAUGGAUGGUCAGUCCUUGCAUCCAUAGCUGUCUAUGAAUUUGAGAGAGGUUACAUUUCUCCAGGCCCAUCCUGCAGCUUUUUACCAAAACAGGGGUGGGGACAACGUUUUGGUAUUGUUUCUACUGCUGAUUCCUCCUUUAAACUGAUGUGUCAGUGGUGUAUGCUCACAGUCUCCUCUACUGGUAUGACUCCCGAGUGGCGCAGUGGUCUAAGGCAUCGCUGUGCUACUGGAGAUCCUGGUUCGAAUCCAGGCUCUGUCGUAGCCGGCCGUGACCGGGAGACCCAUGGGGCGGCGCACAAUUGGCCCAGCGUCGUCCAGGGUAGGGGAGGGAAUGGCCGGCAGGGAUGUAGCUCAGUUGGUAGAGCAUGGCGUUUGCAACGCCAGGAUUGUGGGUUCGAUUCCAACGGGGGACCAGUAUGAAAUUUUUUUAUAAAAUAAAAAUAAUAAUGUAUGCACUCACUAACUGUAAGUCGCUCUGGAUAAGAGUGUCUGCUAAAUGACUAAAAUGUCAAUGUAGUCACAGUCUGUUGCUUAACAAGGUUGGCAACCAUUCACAUCUGAUUCUACAUAAGUGCACUGCAUUAUAGUGCUUCAAUCAGCUCUAAAAUACUUAAUUCUAAUUCAAAAGAAAAUACAAUUUCCUGUAAGCUAAAUAAUGGCCUUGCAGUCAGUCAGUCGGUCAGCCAGCCAGCCAGUCUAUCAGUCAGUCAGUCUAUUAGUCAGUCAGUCUAUCAGUCAGAUAAGCACCUACUAAAUGGUGUAUUAUUAUUAUUAUAGCCCUCAGUCCUCACUGGUUCUAACUGCCAUGCCUCUAUGUCUUAGUAGCUACAGCUCCUCAGUCCUCACUGGUUCUAACUGCCAUGCCUCUAUGUCUUAGUAGCUACAGCUCCUCAGUCCUCACUGGUUCUAACUGCCAUGCCUCUAUGUCUUAGUAGCUACAGCUCCUCAGUCCUCACUGGUUCUAACUGCCAUGCCUCUAUGUCUUAGUAGCUACAGCUCCUCAGUCCUCACUGGUUCUAACUGCCAUGCCUCUAUGUCUUAGUAGCUACAUCUCCUCAGUCCUCACUGGUUCUAACUGCCAUGCCUCUAUGUCUUAGUAGCUACAGCUCCUCAGUCCUCACUGGUUCUAACUGCCAUGCCUCUAUGUCUUAGUAGCUACAGCUCCUCAGUCCUCACUGGUUCUAACUGCCAUGCCUCUAUGUCUUAGUAGCUACAGCUCCUCAGUCCUCACUGGUUCUAACUGCCAUGCCUCUAUGUCUUAGUAGCUACAGCUCCUCAGUCCUCACUGGUUCUAACUGCCAUGCCUCUAUGUCUUAGUAGCUACAGCUCCUCAGUCCUCACUGGUUCUAACUGCCAUGCCUCUAUGUCUUAGUAGCUACAGCUCCUCAGUCCUCACUGGUUCUAACUGCCAUGCCUCUAUGUCUUAGUAGCUACAGCUCCUCAGUCCUCACUGGUUCUAACUGCCAUGCCUCUAUGUCUUAGUAGCUACAGCUCCUCAGUCCUCACUGGUUCUAACUGCCAUGCCUCUAUGUCUUAGUAGCUACAGCUCCUCAGUCCUCACUGGUUCUAACUGCCAUGCCUCUAUGUCUUAGUAGCUACAGCUCCUCAGUCCUCACUGGUUCUAACUGCCAUGCCUCUAUGUCUUAGUAGCUACAGCUCCUCAGUCCUCACUGGUUCUAACUGCCACGCCUCUAUGUCUUAGUAGCUACAGCUCCUCAGUCCUCACUGGUUCUAACUGCCACGCCUCUAUGUCUUAGUAGCUACAGCUCCUCAGUCCUCACUGGUUCUAACUGCCAUGCCUCUAUGUCUUAGUAGCUACAGCUCCUCAGUCCUCACUGGUUCUAACUGCCAUGCCUCUAUGUCUUAGUAGCUACAGCUCCUCAGUCCUCACUGGUUCUAACUGCCAUGCCUCUAUGUCUUAGUAGCUACAGCUCCUCAGUCCUCACUGGUUCUAACUGCCAUGCCUCUAUGUCUUAGUAGCUACAGCUCCUCAGUCCUCACUGGUUCUAACUGCCAUGCCUCUAUGUCUUAGUAGCUACAGCUCCUCAGUCCUCACUGGUUCUAACUGCCAUGCCUCUAUGUCUUAGUAGCUACAGCUCCUCAGUCCUCACUGGUUCUAACUGCCAUGCCUCUAUGUCUUAGUAGCUACAGCUCCUCAGUCCUCACUGGUUCUAACUGCCACGCCUCUAUGUCUUAGUAGCUACAGCUCCUCAGUCCUCACUGGUUCUAACUGCCACGCCUCUAUAUCUUAGUAGCUACAGCUCCUCAGUCCUCACUGGUUCUAACUGCCAUGCCUCUAUGUCUUAGUAGCUACAGCUCCUCAGUCCUCACUGGGUCUAACUGCCAUGCCUCUAUGUCUUAGUAGCUACAGCUCCUCAGUCCUCACUGGUUCUAACUGCCAUGCCUCUAUGUCUUAGUAGCUACAGCUCCUCAGUCCUCACUGGUUCUAACUGCCAUGCCUCUAUGUCUUAGUAGCUCUACAGCUCCUCAGUCCUCAGGACUUCUGUGUCACUGAGGUAAUAUACUAUAUCCUGAUAUGUAGCUUUCGUGGCUUGGCCAGGUCAUCUCAGGUGUGGGUCACAAAGUCACAGGGAAUGGAAACAUUCACUACACUUACCCAUGUCUGAUGGACGGUCCGUUCCCGGUGCCAUAACGUUUAUGGGACCACACUGCUCUGUGACACCGGACCAACAAUCCGGUGGCAGACAGAGAGAGCCCCUUCCUAAAGGCCUGGGUUUUUCCAAAUGGCACCCUAUUCCCUAUAUAGUGCACUACUUUAGACCAGAGAAUGGUACCCUAUUCCCUAUAUAGUGCACUACUUUAGACCAGAGAAUGGCACCCUAUUCCCUAUAUAGUGCACUACUUUAGACCAGAGAAUGGCACCCUAUUCCCUAUAUAGUGCACUACUUUAGACCAGAGAAUGGCACCCUAUUCCCUAUAUAGUGCACUACUUUAGACCAGAGAAUGGCACCCUAUUCCCUAUAUAGUGCACUACUUUAGACCAGAGAAUGGCACCCUAUUCCCUAUAUAGUGCACUACUUUAGACCAGAGAAUGGCACCCUAUUCCCUAUAUAGUGCACUACUUUAGACCAGAGAAUGGCAUCCUAUUCCCUAUAUAGUGCACUACUUUAGACCAGAGAAUGGCACCCUAUUCCCUAUAUAGUGCACUACUUUAGACCAGAGAAUGGCACCCUAUUCCCUAUAUAGUGCACUACUUUAGACCGUAGUACACUAUAUAGGGCGACUCUAUUCUCUGUGUAUGUCAAUGACGUCGCUCUUGCUGCUGGUGACUCUCAGAUCCACCUCUACGCAGACGACACCAUUUUGUAUACAUCUGGCCCUUCAUUGGACACUGUGUUAACAAACCUCCAAACAAGCUUCAAUGCCAUACAACACUCCUUCCGUAGCCUCCAACUGCUCUUAAACACUAGUAAAACUAAAUGAAUGCUCUUCAACCGAACGCUGCUUGCACCCGCCCACCCGACUAGAAUCACUACUCUUGGCGGGUCUGACCUAGAGUAUGUGGACAACUACAAAUACCUAGGUGUCUGGUUAGACUGUAAACUCUCCAUUCAGACUCACAUUAAGCAUUUUCAAUCCAAAGUUAAAUCUAGAAUCGGCUUCCUAUUUCGCAACAAAGCCUCCUUCACUCAUGCUGCUAAACAUGCAAAUUGGAUGUAGUCUAUCACAGUGCCAUCCGUUUUGUCACCAAAGCCCCAUAUACUACCCACCAUUGUGACCUGUACGCUCUCGUUGGCUGGCCCUCACUACAUAUUCGUCGCCAAACCCACUGGCUCCAGGCCAUCUAUAAAUCACUUCUAGGCAAAUCCCCGCCUUAUCUUAGCUCACUGGUCACCAUAGCAACACCCCCCUGUAGUCUGUGCUCCAGCAGGUAUAUCUCACUGGUCAUCCCCAAAGCCAACACCUCCUUUGGCCGCCAGUUCUCUGCUGCCAAUGACUGGAACAAACUGCAAAAACCUCUGAAGCUGCAGACUCUUAUCUCCAUCACUAACUUUAAGCAUCAGUUGUCAGAGCAGCUUACCGAUCACUGCACCUGUACACAGCCCAUCUGUAAUUAGCCCACCCAACUACCUCAUCCCUAUAUUGUUAUUUAUUUUGCUAUUUUUCACCCGAGUAUCUCUAUUUGCACAUCAUCUCUUGCACAUCUAUCACUCCAGUGUUAAUACUAAAUUGUAAUUAUUUUGCACUAUGGCCUAUUUAUUGCCUUACCUCCAUAACUUACUACAUUAAAUAAAGGUGAAAUAAAAUAAAAAUAAAGAUUUGCACACACUGUAUAUAGAUUUUCUAUUGUGUUAUUGACUGUACAUUUUGUUUAUUCCAUAUGUAACUCUGUGUUGUUGUUUUUAUCGCACUGCUUUGCUUUAUCUUGGCCAGGUCGCAGUUGUAAAUGAGAACUUGUUCUCAACUGGCUUACCUGGUUAAAUAAAGGUGAAAUACAAAAAUAAAAAAUAUAUAGGGAAUAUGGUGCCAUUUCUUGUCCCCUGGGUUUUAUUUGUCUGCAUCGGAAGCAGUUUAUUUUGGGGGGUUAGGGGGACUGAGAACUGCUCUUUGGGGAGGAAGCAGUUUGGUUUGGGGGGUUAGGGGGACUGAGAACUGCUCUUUGGGGAGGAAGCAGUUUGUUUUGGGGGGUUAGGGGGACUGAGAACUGCUCUUUGGGGAGGAAGCAGUUUGUUUUGGGGGGUUAGGGGGACUGAGAACUGCUCUUUGGGGAGGAAGCAGUUUGUUUUGGGGGGUUAGGGGGACUGAGAACUGCUCUUCGGGGAGGAAGCAGUUUGUUUUGGAGGGUUAGGGGGUCUGACAGCCCCUCUUUGGGGAGGAAGCAGUUUGUUUUGGGGGGUUAGGGGGUCUGAGAACUGCUCUUUGGGGAGGAAGCAGUUUGUUUUGGGGGGUUAGGGGGUCUGAGAACUGCUCUUUGGGGAGGAAGCAGUUUGUUUUGGGGGGUUAGGGGGUCUGACAGCCCCUCUUUGGGGAGCCGGCACUUCUACCCCUCCCCUCCUCCUCUCCUGCCUCCUCCUGCCCCCCCUCUCCUCCUCUCCUGCCUCCUCCUGCCCCUCCUCUCCUCCUCUCCUGCCUCCUCCUGCCCCCCCCCUCCUCCUCUCCUGCCUCCUCCUGCCCCCCCUCUCCCCCUCUCCUGCCUCCUCCUGCCCCCGCUACCCCUCUCCCCCUCUCCUGCCUCCUCCUGCCCCCCCCCCCCCCUCCUCCUCUCCUGCCUCCUCCUGCCCCCCUCUAGCCCUGUGCGCCUCCUCUCCCUGGAGACAGACAACCUGCUGUGUCCCAGCUUGUUGCUGCUGUUACUCAACACAUUCACACCGCAAGUGGUUACAUACUACACUGGACUUAGGCAGGAAGCAUUAUUUCAUUCUGUGGAGGGAUACGAGACACCAGCCGGGCCCUCUGCCAGCCCAGCCAUGCUGUUCUGA